Messenger RNA from Xenopus tropicalis (tropical clawed frog), 819 nucleotides. RefSeq names its product transmembrane protein 81 gene 2 (gene tmem81.2). Bases 1 to 819 code for a protein of 272 amino acids. NCBI's taxonomy places the organism in Eukaryota, Metazoa, Chordata, Amphibia, Anura, Pipidae. The transcript has a single exon. The record is from RefSeq and is a predicted model, not a curated record.
AUGACAGAGAGAUUGUUGCUUUUGUUUUGGUUUUUUAUUCUUUUUAUUUCUUAUGGAAAAUCAGAGAAAGAUGAGGAUGAAGUUUACAAACCAGACAUAAGUGAUGUUCAUGGAGUGUUGGACCGUCCUCAAUUAAAUCCAUAUAAAUCGACCGUAGUGGUAGAAGCUGGACCUUGUAGUGUCACUUGCGGCAAUGGCGUCAGGAUGGAGAAGCGAUGCUUGGUCGAUUCCAAUGGCAAGACCUCCGAUUGUGAGAAAGUGAUGGCGCCCUGUAGCCUGAACGAUCUGUGUCAAAUGGCAACGUUCCAGAAAGAGCCCGGGGAUACAGUAUCCCUGGAGUGUGUGAAAAAGGAGGAGAUGGAGCAACUGGGAGACGUAAAUGUCUUCUGGAAAGUGGCUAAAGGCGUCAUAACCAACGACGCUAAUGUCUUCUAUCCCUUAAAACUUUCAAACCACACCAUCACAAUUUCUAACCUUCGCCUGCGAGAUACUGGCACUUACCGCUGUGAUGUGCAAAGAAAGCAGGAUGGCAUUUUGGCAAAGCAGCUUUAUUUUGGGGUCAAGAUGAAUGACCCUAAGAUGAUGGACUUUCAAUUCCAAAGAUAUGUCAAAAACAAGCUGUUUCUAGCAGGGGUGGCAGAAUUAGAGACAAAGGCCCCUGACAUUAAGGAGAAAUCCUCAGAGUCAGUAAAUAAGAAGCUGCUUAUUAUUUUUGGUGCUGGUAUUGGUACAGGGGUUAUGAUUUCUAUUGUUAUCUUUGCAUUGUUGCUGCGCUUGUGCAGAGCCAAACGCCAGGAGUCUGUGGAAGAGGCUGUAUAG